Vollenhovia emeryi is the source of this 2212-nucleotide messenger RNA. It is a transcript of the gene aln, whose product is annotated as protein FAM69C. The record is from RefSeq and is a predicted model, not a curated record. The transcript has 4 exons. Bases 539 to 1591 code for a protein of 350 amino acids. Lineage: Eukaryota; Metazoa; Arthropoda; Insecta; Hymenoptera; Formicidae.
GAAAAUUGUGUGUCAAGAUCUUGUCAAAAUGGUUGCAAACAAUUCUCAAUCUUUUUAUAAUUCAUGAAAUAAAGUCUGUGGAAUGUCUCUUAGCAAGCAGUUAUAAAAAUAUCUUAAACUACAGCGAUCUAAUCAGGCUUAAUGUCGAUGAAGUCUUAUAUGACUUAACUGUCACUGGUCAUUACAUUCUAACAGUACUGUCGCAGCGUAGAAUUAAGAGGAAAAUCGCUUCUUAUGUAAUACUUGACCGACACACGCAAGACUGUCGUGGAAGAAGUGCGAUAACAUAUAACAUCUAACAUUUUUCCAAGCAUUAUUGUAUAUGCUCGUUAAUUUUCUAAAAAGAUACAAAUGUUAUCGGACUAUUCUAAAAAUUUCCCUAGUAAUCUAAAAUAUUUUUAUUUGUGAAGUAAAUGAUGGAGAGAGAGAGAGAGGAGGGACGGGAGAGGACAGGAAAUAUGUGCAGAUUAUUAUUUCACCUACUGAACGUUAAAAAGUGGAUCAAAGAACAUGCAGCCAGCACCGAGAUGGUACCGCGAUGGGAAUUCUCUGCGAACCACUGUGCACCGAGAAAGGGAUACACUCGCUGGCAUGUGAAACGCUCCAUGCAGGCAAGGAGGCCGUUUUCUCCGCGCACUGGGAAGCGACGCGGCUUGUAUUCAAGGCUUCGAGAACCAAAGUACCCUCGGAGCAAUUCGAGUCGCUCUACUGGAUGGAUGCAGCCGGUUCGCGGCACUUUCCGUCCGAGGAGGAUUUUGUCGCCAUGAUCAAAGACUUGGUUAUCAAUAAACUGAACGUGACUCUGGCGCAACAUCAGCUGGAAAGACUCGCCCGUUUGCGCACCCAUCGAGUCGAGACCGACGCCGUGAAACGUCAGCUGGAGAUGGAGAAUCUCUGGCCGCUGUUGCAAGAGAAUGAAUAUCUGAUGGCGAUUUUGUACGAAGACAGGGACGUGUUUCCGCAACCGAUCGGCACGUGUGGAACGUUUUACGUGGUCGAGUACGUCCGGCCGAUCGAGACACCCACGACGGUGCUAGCCCUAUCCGACUCGAAACCCGAGUGGGCCAAAAGGCUCAAGCUCGCCGUGAUGAUUCUUAAUCUACUCGAGGAGCUGGAGACGAGCUUCCCCGAGCCGCUUCAUCUCUGCGACGUGAAAAUCAAUCAUUUCGGCUUGCCUCUAGGCGGGCAAAAACUGAAAUUCUUAGAUCUGGACGCAGUCUUCUCCAGGUCCGUCGUCGAUCGCAUCAUCAGUGACGGUAAGAGUUGCGAGAAGCACGAGGACUGUGAUUACUUCGACUGCCGGUCGGUGUGCUCGAAGAACAAACGCUGCGAGUCCCCGGUCCUCAAUAAUAAUUUACAGAUUAUUUGCGAGAAGAUUUUUCUCGGCUGGACGCUCUCAGGGACGAUAAUUAUUCCUGGGCUGCUCAUGUCAGAGCAUACCACUAGCACAUUGGCAGUGUUAUUGAGACAAUGCGCUAAUCCAGACGGCGGCACAACGCAUUUACCACGUGCGGCAGCGCCAGACAGCUUACAGAAACGACUUUACAACAUGCUGAGCGAGAUGGAACAAGAAUACUCGGAAUUUGUAUGAAAAAAAGAAAAGAUUGGCAUUGGUAAAAAAAUCAUUCAUUUUCACGAAGCGAGAUCAAGUAUCGCCCUUUCCGCGAUAAUAAUAAGAACGCCGUAGGUUUACGAUUGGAAAUAGAGAAAUAUUUCUCGAUAAAAACCGUAUGCGACAUUAUUUAUUUCAAGCUACAAAUCGAUACGUACAAUCGUAUACUUCCAUCUUAAGUAUUAGUAUUAUAUGGGCGAUCGUAAUAAAUGUGCACACUUUUAUUUUCCAUCACGGUAUAAUAAAAAAAAAUCUAAUAGAAGCUAGCAAUAUUAAUAAAACUGAAGAAUUACUUAUUUAUAAUUACUUAUUUAUAACUAAAUAUUUAUAGUAAAAGAAAUUAUACAACCGUUUACAUUAGUUACAUGAACACGACAUAACAAAUUUAUUAGAGCGGCAAUAUUGUGAUAAUUAGGUAUUAAAACCCCGAAAAAUGCUAGUCAGAUAGCGAUGUAAUAAACUUACGAACGCGCUUAAUUAGGAGAUAAAGAAUGACCAGUUUCUUCCUAGAGAAUUUCUUGUAUAUAGAUAGACAAAAUAACAAAUAAUGUGUUAAACAUAUUAUUUAUUAAAUACAUAUAGUUUAAAAUAUUAUAUGUA